Exophiala bonariae is the source of this 1917-nucleotide messenger RNA. RefSeq lists its product as uncharacterized. The transcript has 4 exons. Gene Ontology annotation, biological process: carbon catabolite repression of transcription. Bases 1 to 1917 code for a protein of 638 amino acids. NCBI's taxonomy places the organism in Eukaryota, Fungi, Ascomycota, Eurotiomycetes, Chaetothyriales, Herpotrichiellaceae. Gene Ontology annotation, cellular component: cell tip; cell division site; nucleus. Gene Ontology annotation, molecular function: protein binding. The record is from RefSeq and is a predicted model, not a curated record.
AUGUUUGCGAUCCCACCACCUCCUCGGUAUCCCACCAAUGCUAGCUUGGUCGCAACAACUCUUGAGACCGCAAAUACUCUUACUGUCCGCGAGGGCCCCGAAUAUACGUUUCAAGCAGGCGAAGGCAUCUAUGUAUUGCGCGAUGAUCUCCAGCUAGCUACACCUCCUCCUCAUCCUUCAGAAGCACCCAUCAUAAAUCCAAACCCGCUCUCCACAACUUCCGUACCUCCCACGAGCGGUGUCAAGUUGUCACUCGUGUCCUUGAACCCUAAACAAAUAAAACCCGACCUUUACAAGACUCCGACUGCUACAAGUAGUUUGCUACGAUGGAAAACACUGGGUUUGACCAACACAAAAGAAGCCAGGGAAGCCAAAGAAGCCAAAGAGGCUCGGGAGGCCAAAGAGGCUAGAGAACUCAAGGAGCUGGAGAAGGAAUCCAGGGUGUCCAUCGAAACUUCAAGCGAUACAAGCAACCCUGCAGGCUCCGCGAACGGCAGUAACAGAUCUACCAAUGUCAAGGCUUUUGGUGAAGGCAACGCGGCGUUGUCGCCUGUCAUCAGCAGAGAUGCACUCAAGAGGCGAAAACCCAAAAACAACAUAAUCAAGAGCAACUCUUCAUUCGUAUCACGGGUGAUACCACACGAAAACCUCGCCAAAAAGUUGACAGAACGAGAUCAAGGAGGUCUUUUCGCUUUUGUGAACAUCAAUCGUGCCUUUCAGUGGCUUGACCUGUCCACCAGCAGUAAAGCGGAUCCUAUGACCAAAAUCCUCUUCACCAAGGCACAUAUGAUUUGCCAUGAUGUCAAUCCGCUGAGCAAGCAUCCCACCCAUAUUGAUAUGGUCAUGGGCUCUUCAGCAAGUGAUAUAAUCUGGUACGAACCGAUGUCUCAGAAAUAUGCACGCAUCAACAAGAAUGGCAUGAUCAAUAACAGCGCUGUUUCUAAGAUAAAAUGGAUCCCUGGUUCAGAAAACCACUUCUUGGCUGCUCAUAUGGAUGGCACACUAGUUGUAUACGACAAGGAAAAAGAGGAUGCACCAUUCGUUUCAGAAGAAUUGGUCGAUGAAGCGAUCAGUAUUGAGGAUGAGGACCAAUCCACUUUGGUUAUAACAAAGAGUGUGAACUCGGCCAAUCAAAAGACGAAUCCUGUGGCAUGCUGGAAAAUCUCAAAGCAGAGUAUCACUGAUUUCGCAUUCUCGCCCGAUAGCAAGCACCUGGCCGUUGUGGGUGAUGAUGGCUACUUGCGGAUUAUUGAUUAUCUGCAAGAAAGGCUAACUGACGUGUACCCGUCUUAUUACGGCGGUUUCACAUGUGUAUGCUGGUCUCCGGAUGGAAAAUAUGUCCUUACUGGUGGUCAAGACGACCUUGUGACAAUAUGGUCUCUUGCAGAGCGUCAAAUAAUAGCACGAUGUUUUGGCCAUGACUCUUGGGUCACCGCGGUUGCUUUUGACCCCUGGCGUUGCGAUGAGACCACUUACAGAUUCGGAAGUGUUGGAGACGACUGUAAAUUGCUACUCUGGGACUUCAAUGUUGGAAUGCUGCACCGUCCCAAAGGCGCAACGACAAGAACGAGAGGCAGUAUAUCGACCCAAACUGUAUCACUACUUCGUCAACGGACAGAAAGCAGUGGCCUCGUCAAUCGUCUACGAUCCGACUCCAAUAGAACCGGCACCCAGAGCAUCGCACCGGAAGUUGUUGACGAAUCUCAAUUCCUCAAUCAUACUGUUGAAUCCCGUGCCCGAACAGCGCAAUUACCACCAGUCAUGUCCAAGAAAAUCGACGACCAUCCACUGAGUGGGCUGGCCUUCGAGCAGGAUUCCAUAAUAACGACAUGUCAUGAAGGCCACUUGCGAACGUGGAACCGGCCUCGAGAGGGUGUGAAUAGCAGUCAAGUCAAUUUGGCAGAAAAGCCCAAAUAA